This is a messenger RNA of Ceratotherium simum simum (southern white rhinoceros), 674 nucleotides long. It is a transcript of the gene TEX46, whose product is annotated as testis expressed 46. The record is from RefSeq and is a predicted model, not a curated record. Lineage: Eukaryota; Metazoa; Chordata; Mammalia; Perissodactyla; Rhinocerotidae.
GUUAUAACUCAGAGGCGGCGGCAGCCACGACUCUUGUCAUGGAGGGCAACUGUCCUAGAAGGGGCACUGAGGCAGGGUCUUGGGGCCCGGGUGCCUCCAAGCCAAAAUGCUGGGGGAACUAAUGUCUCUUUUUAGAACUCUGCACGGAAUACUUGCUUCCUCAGGCACCACAGGAGCAUUGGUGGCUUGGCUGAUCAGCUAUAAGGCAGCUUUUUUUGGGUUCCUAUUCCUUCUGCUGUUGCUUAGCAACUGGCUGGUCAAGUAUGAACUCAAGCUUACCCCCUCAGAGCCCCAGCAGGAAAAGGCAGAGAAAUCAAAGACCCCGGAAGCCAAACCCUACGGUAACGUCAUGAGCACAAAAGAAGUGGAGAGACUGCACACGUGCUUUGCCCUCCAGGACAAGAUCCUUGAACGGCUUAUGUUCAGUGAAAUGAAGCUGAAGGUCUUAGAAAAUCAGAUGUUCAUCGUAUGGAAUAAAAUGGAUCGCCACAAGAGGUCAGGCCGACGGCGGACUUUUCCCACGGGGAGACACAGAAUCAGGAAGCAUGAGUCGAUUUUCUCCAUCUUCUCUGAUUGCACUUCCAAUUCCCCCUAACGAGGUCGGAGAGACUGGGGUGGGCCGGCCUCUUCUGAUGUUACCUUUACUCAGUAAAACCCAGUCAGAGACUAUUGAA